GCUUGGUCUCUUUAGAUGGGGCUUUGGGCCAGCUGCAGCCUUCUGGGGACGUGGUGCUCUUGGAUGGAUCCCGGCUUCCGGCCUCGGCAGCCUCUGCGGCGUCCGUGGCUGAUGCCUCUGUGGCUCGGAAGCCGCUGCAACAUGGGAGCACUGCGCCAAGUUUGCCCAGUGCCGAUGGUGCGGCCACCGUCGAACCGUGCACCUUCGACAUCGUACUGGGCCCUUUGACCCGCGACUCAGUGCUGGGUGCGGAGAUUUGCUUCUGUCUUUUCGAGAAGGGCUUCUGUGUGCUGAAGCUCUGCCAGCGGCCCGACGAGCAGCGGGCUGCCGUUCAAGCCAUGCAGGACCUGGCGGAAGAAGGCCGGCUUGGGCGGCUGCCUGAGGAGGUGGAGGAAGGCUACCUGGGCCUCGGUGGUCGGGGCCGAGUGCUGUGGCUGGACCCAAACACCACCACGCCCGUUCAUGAGGCACUGCUGGCGGCAGACCAGAACCUUUCGUACAUCGCCUCCGUGCUGGCACCCUUCAGUGGAGACGUCUUCGAGAAGCCGCUCCGAGAGCGAACGCCCGCGCUGCUGAGCCUGUCUCUGGAUGAAGAGGAGGAGGAGGACUACCCACAGCCGCCUGUGGACGACAGGAUGCUGGGCGACUUUCUCUCCGCGUGGCGCAGAGGUGGAGUGGCGCGCUACAUUUGUUUUUGCUGCAAGCUUUCGGGAGGAAUUGAAGGCUAUUGA
Messenger RNA from Symbiodinium natans, 731 nucleotides. The record is from the annotation of a GenBank genome assembly. NCBI's taxonomy places the organism in Eukaryota, Dinophyceae, Suessiales, Symbiodiniaceae.